AUGUCAAGAUUUAACCGUUUCAAUGAUCGUCCAGAAUCGCAUGCACUUUUGAAAUCCGGUUUUAAAGCUAUUACAAAGGAACUUGAAGUGACUGCUAUUGAGGAAAGUGAACUUUUAAUUAAGUGGCUUGGACCCGAUUCAUCAAAGUUUGGACAAAGCAUCCGGACAUCAAACUUAAAUGAUCCGUCGAUAGGAUUACGAAAGAUAUGGCAAAGGCUAGAAGAACGUUUUGGUAGCCCGGAAAUGAUAGAAACGUCACUGAAGACAAAGAUCAAUGAAUUUCCUAAAGUAACAUUUAGAGAAGUGAAACGAUUAUAUGAUUUACAAGAUGUUCUUUCGGAAAUAUUGUCAAUUAAAGAGAAUCCUGUAUAUGAGAAGCUUCUAAGUUACUUCGACUCUUCAGUAGGAAUCAACCCGAUAAUGAGUAAAUUGCCACAGUCGCUACAAUAUAAGUGGAGGGAUAAAGCAACAAACUACAAGAAGUCAAAGAAUGUUCCGUAUCCGCCAUUUUCGUUUUUUGUUGAAUUCAUAUCCGAUCAGGCUAGUAAGUACAAUGACCCAGGAUUCAAAUUUGAAAGUGAUCAGAACAACAAUUCACCACAAUCACGGGAUAACGAAUUCGGACGUUCAUCUCAGAGACCACGCUUCGGCACGAGAAACAUAAAUGUUAGUAAGACAGAAAUUGCUACUUCCACAGAGGGUAUUAAACCAAUUAAGCUUAAAUGUGCUAUUCAUAAGACUAAUCAUUCGUUAAAUGAUUGCAGGUCGUUUUUAUCCAAGUCUAUAGAGGACCGCCGUAAGAUAAUCAAGGAAAACGGUAUAUGCUUCAAGUGCAUCAACUCGAAAGAUCACCUCAGUCGCAAUUGUCCUGAAACUGUACAAUGUAAGGAGUGUGACAGCUCUACUCAUAGUUCAGGAAUGCAUAUUUACGGACAACUGAAAAUGCAACCUUUGGAACCCCAUGGCGGGGAGCAAUCUGAAGACGCAAGUAAAGUUGUUAAGGCGUAUUGCAUGGACAUAUGUAAUGGUAAAUUUUCUGGAAAGUCAUGUGCAAAGAUACUUCCGGUAUUUGUUUCGCAUGAAGAUGAUCCAUCCAAACGCAUCAAGACUUACAUUAUAUUAGACGAACAAAGCAAUAGGUCUUUGGGUAGAAAAGAACUGUUUGAUUCAUUUGACAUUGUAUGUAAACCAGAGGAGUAUACAUUAAUGAGUUGCUCGGGUCGGACAAGAAUGAAUGGUCGACGUGUGUCAGGAUUGUUACUCGAAUCUUUAGAUGGGUCAACAAAAAUGCAAUUGCCAACAGUCAUAGAAUGUAAGGAGAUACCAAAUAAUCGCGAUGAGAUUCCGACUCCAGACGUAGCUAAUUAUCACGAUCAUAUUCGUAGCAUUUCACAUGAACUUGAACCUUUAGACGAAAAUGCAGAUAUUCUUUUAUUGAUAGGACGAGACCUUCUAGAAGCUCAUCAUAUAAUUGAACAACGAAUCGGACCAGCUCAUUCUCCAUAUGCACAAAGAUUAGCUUUGGGUUGGGUUAUAAUCGGAGAUGUUUGUAUUGGAAAUAGACAUGUUACAGACUCUGUCAAGUCUUACAAGACAUACAUUCAAGCAGGUGGACGCCCGUCACUCUUAAAACCGUGUCCAAAUGUAAUCAGUGUACGGGAACUGCUGAAAACUCAAAACAAACUUGAUAAUAUUGACUUUGACCUUGAAACAAAAUUGGGAGACGGUGUAUUUGAUCGCACUGAGUUCGAUGAUAAACCUGGAAAGUCUAUAGAAGACAAAAUAUUUCUUGAUAUAAUGGAGAAGGAGUUCCACAAGAAUGAACAUGGAAAUUGGUGCGCACCUUUACCCUUUAAACCUAAUAGGGAACGAUUACCAAACAAUUUUCCUAUGGCUUUACGUCGUGCUAAAACACUUGAUAGAAGUCUUCAGUCUAAUAAAGAAAAACGUGAACACUUUUUAGAAUUUAUGCACAAUCUUAUACAAAACAAUCAUGCAGAAAUAGCACCAAAACUUGAUGAAGGAGCAGAAUCGUGGUACCUACCUGUCUUUGGUAUCUAUCAUCCAAAGAAACCUGGAAAGAUCCGUUGUGUUUUUGAUUCCUCUGCCAAAUUUGGAGAUGUGUCACUCAACAAGGUAUUACUACAAGGACCGGAUCUAAAUAAUUCUCUUCUGAGCGUCCUCAUGCGCUUCAGAAAGAAUCGUGUUGCUGCCUCAGCUGACGUUCAGCAGAUGUUCUAUUCGUUUUCUGUUGAUGAGAAGCAUAGAGACUUUCUUCGUUUCCUAUGGCACGAAUACAAUAACCUUGAUAAACAACUAGUAGACUUUAGAAUGACCGUACACGUAUUCGGGAAUAGCCCCUCGCCAGCGGUUGCAACAUAUGGACUACGAAAGUGCUCAAAUUUGGCUGAACCAGAUGUCAGAGAUUUUAUUCAGAGACACUUUUAUGUUGACGAUGGCCUCAUAUCAUUAGAUAGCAGUCAGGACAUGAUAGAUCUGCUAACACGAACUCAGAAAACCUUAUUGAAGGACGGAAAUAUACGCCUUCAUAAGUUCGCAUCAAAUAGUGAUGAAGUAAUGUCCGCUCUUCCACAUGAAGAUCUUGCUCAAGACUUGAAGAGUAUAGACUUUGAUGCAGAUAGUGUUCCACUACAGAGGAGUUUAGGGUUGUAUUGGGACCUAGCUACAGACUGUUUUACCUAUCGAAUAUCUGAAGAAAGCAAACCAUUUACACGCCGUGGUGUAUUAUCUACACUUAACAGUCUAUUUGACCCGCUAGGCUUAGUUGCUCCAGUCAUAGUUGAAGGUAAAAUUAUACUGCGUGAGCUUAUGGCGCAAUCUGUUGAUUGGGACGAACCCCUGCCGGAAAACAGCAAAUUGAAAUGGGAAACUUGGAGAAAGUCGCUUAGUGCACUUCAGAACAUUACAAUUCCACGCAUGUAUUUUUACACCGACAGCAAGGUGGUCCUGGGAUAUAUUUAUAACCAGACACGUCGCUUUUAUGUUUAUGUGGAACAUAGAAUCGAACGCAUACGUAAGUCAACGGUCCCAGAACAAUGGAAUUACGUUCCAACAUCAGUCAAUCCUGCAGAUCAAGCUACAAGGUCAGUUUCGUCAGAAGAUAUUGCUUCUAGUUGUUGGCUGCAAGGACCAACUAAGUUUCUAGGUGGAGAACUACAAGCUUCUGCAUCUACUGAAACUCUAACGACACUAGUCAAUCCAGAUUUAGAUAAAGAAGUUCGACCUAUUGUGACAGUUACAAAGACUACAAUUGAAGACAGCCAUUCUAUUGGAUCUGAACGAUUUCAAAACUUUUCAUCAUGGAAGUCACUAGUAAAUGGAAUAGCCGUUUUACAACGAUUCAUUCAGUCGAGAUUCAAAAAGGUUACCUUACAAGAUAUCGAUGUAGUUAAGUCCCUCAAUGAGUCAGAAAUAUUUAUAAUUAAGACAAUUCAAAGUGAAGCUUACAGUUCAGAAAUAGACUGCAUAGUAAAUGGACAAAAUCUUAGGAAAAACAGUAGUAUUAUAUCUUUAGAUCCAUUUCUGGAUAGUGAAGGCAUUUUGCGUGUUGGUGGAAGACUCAAUAAAUCAAAUCUGCCAUACCAAGAAAGAAAUCCACUCAUUCUUCCAGGAAAAUGUCAUGUGUCAAAAUUACUAGUGCAACAUUUUCAUGCCCAAGUCAAGCACCAAGGACGACAUUUUACAGAAGGUGCCAUUCGUGCAGAGGGUUACUGGAUUACAGGCUCGAAACGUCUCGUAUCAUCUGUUAUACACCAUUGCGUCCCGUGUCGUAAACUCAGAGGUUGUUUGGAGGUUCAAAAGAUGGCUGACCUCACUACAGACAGAAUUGAACCCACUCCGCCAUUUACUAAUGUGGGGGUCGAUGCAUUUGGUCCUUGGUCUGUUAUUCAUCGCAGGACUCGUGGUGGCUGUUCAAAUUCUAAGAGGUGGGCUAUACUUUUUACAUGUCUUACGACACGUGCAAUACAUAUAGAAAUAGUUGAAGAGAUGUCUUCGAGUGCUUUCAUCAAUGCCUUACGCAGAUUCAUUGCAAUCAGAGGAAAAGUGAGUGUUUUUAGAUCAGAUCGCGGUACCAAUUUUAUAGGUGCAGUGGAUCCUUUACACAUCGAGGCAAUUAACGUUGAAGAUGACAAAGUUAAAACAUUUAUGCAUGAAACGAGGACGAUUUGGAUUUUCAACCCUCCCCACUCCUCGCACAUGGGAGGAGCGUGGGAACGAUUAAUAGGCGUAACAAGAAGGAUUUUGGACUCAAUUCUUACAGAUUCAAACACAAAAUUUCUCACUCAUGAUGUUUUAGUUACCUUCAUUGCUGAAGUAGCGAGUAUAGUGAAUCAUAGACCGAUAGUUCCGGUUUCUUCUGACACUGAUAAUCCGUUUAUACUUUCACCGGCAGUGCUUCUUACUCAAAAGACAAAAUCUACAAUCGAAACCGAUUACAUUGGAGAAUUUGACACAAAGGAUCUUCUUCGUGCCGAAUGGAAGCGUGUUAUGGUUCUUUCUGACAUGUUUUGGUCAAGGUGGCGCAAAGAGUAUCUCAACAAUCUUCAGUCAAGGAGAAAAUGGCAUAAGGAUGUUCCAAACAUAAAGGAAGGAGAUGUCGUUUUAUUGAGAGACAAAACUCUAAUUCGUAAUGAAUGGCCUCUUGGACUAGUAAUUCGUGCAUUCGCGAGUGAUGAUGGCAAAGUGAGAAAAACAGAACUACGUGUGAUUAGAGAUGGUAAACCAACCGUUUAUGUGCGACCAAUUACAGAACUUGUUCUUCUUGUCUCUGAUCGAGAACAAUGUGUUUAA
Messenger RNA from Mytilus trossulus (common blue mussel), 4812 nucleotides. RefSeq lists its product as uncharacterized. The coding region runs from base 1 to 4812 and encodes 1603 amino acids. The record is from RefSeq and is a predicted model, not a curated record. Gene Ontology annotation, biological process: DNA integration. Gene Ontology annotation, molecular function: nucleic acid binding. The transcript is spliced from 2 exons. NCBI's taxonomy places the organism in Eukaryota, Metazoa, Mollusca, Bivalvia, Mytilida, Mytilidae.